This is a messenger RNA of Corapipo altera (White-ruffed manakin), 3732 nucleotides long. It is a transcript of the gene VAMP1, whose product is annotated as vesicle associated membrane protein 1. Gene Ontology annotation, molecular function: syntaxin binding; SNAP receptor activity. Gene Ontology annotation, biological process: vesicle fusion; SNARE complex assembly; vesicle-mediated transport. The transcript has 6 exons. Gene Ontology annotation, cellular component: plasma membrane; SNARE complex. Bases 99 to 524 code for a protein of 141 amino acids. Lineage: Eukaryota; Metazoa; Chordata; Aves; Passeriformes; Pipridae. The record is from RefSeq and is a predicted model, not a curated record.
GCCCGGCCGGCUAUAAGUGCGAGUGGCGGGGUUCCCUGGCGGUCGGUGCGGAGCUUUAGCUGUGUGUCCGUCCCGCGGGGUGUCGGUCCGGCCCGGCCAUGUCUGACCCAGCUCCGCAGCCUGCUCCCGGGGCCCCCGAAGGGGGAGCCCCCGAAGGAGGAGCUCCUGAAGGGGGAGCCCCCGGUGCAGGCCCCCCCGGGGCUCCCCCUAAUCUGAGCAGUAAUCGCCGUCUGCAGCAGACCCAGGCCCAGGUGCAGGAGGUGGUUGAUAUAAUGUGUGUAAAUGUAGACAAGGUGCUGGAACGAGACCAGAAACUGUCAGAGCUAGAUGACCGGGCAGAUGCACUUCAGGCCGGUGCCUCAAUAUUUGAAAGUAGCGCAGCAAAACUUAAAAGGAAGUACUGGUGGAAGAACUGUAAGAUGAUGAUCAUGAUGGGAGUGAUUGGUGCCAUUAUUGUGGUGGUGAUUGGAACAUACACAUACCUGAAGUUCUGGCCCUCAAAGCAGUGGCUGGUUUUCCAUUGAAAAAUGAUGGUAGUUCCAGUUGUGCUGGACUGACUCUGAGAUAGAGUGCAGCACCUAUUAAGAACACCCUUACUUGCUCAAAUAUGACCAGGCCCAUAACAUUCUUUCCUUCAGUGCACAGACCCACUAAAUGAUUUCUUCAGAGGCCAAAGUGACACUUUCCUUUCAUGUUCUUUCCUGCCAGGCUUCUUUUCCAAAAGGCUUUGUACUAUUUUUUUAAAUAAAUUUGUCGUAAUCUCCAAAAAAGCUUUUUUUAGUUCAUUGCUUUUAAGCAUGUACUUGAAAGCUGAAGGCACUUUCCUCUCUUGUGCUCAAAAGCCUCUUUUAAAUAUUGCACAUUGGUAAGUACAAAGAACUGCAAGACUGAACACAGACAUCUCUCUGGUAUGUUCCCGAUCUCCUUGGUUCCCCUCUGUCCUUUCACCAACAGCACUGCUACCCUUUUCGUUCCUUGAUGUAGUCCAUCUCCACCCCUUAGCUUUUAACAAACCUGUCCAAAGAGCCUGGUAACCCUUUCCUCAAAUUCAUUCUUGUUUUGACCUCAGUCUAUGAAGACAAACCUUCCACCUAUUUGUCCAGCUUCCCUAAACCCUCCAGCAAGCAGAGUUUAGUUCUUCUAAAUGUACUGGUUAUUUUUCCAAGUGAUUGUUUUUUCAUUUUUUUCCUAGCUUUCUUAGACACUUAUGUUGUACUUCCAUGCAUUUCCUCUAUUACCUUAAUUUUUAUGGAAAAACAGUUGUUUUGAUAUCUGUCAAAUUGUGACUAUCUCAUUCUGGAGGGACAAGUUUUCAGCAGAUAGCUGGGUAUGCCUGGCUAUGCCUCUCUAUCUUUGUGUUUCCUGCCUUCUCAACCAUCCCGUGCUUAAUUUUCCUCCUUCAUGGAGGGUCUGACCCAUUCUUUCCUUUCUCCCAGUACUUCUUUCCAUUCUCUCAAUCUCACUACACUCCAAAUUUCCUUAGAGGUUCUCAGAUCCUCUGAAGUCAUCUGAUCUCACAGUUGGAGUCCUCAGAAACUUCAGUAUCCCUACAUUUUCCAGACACUAUCCCUUUUCUCUGCUAGCACAUGAUUUCCAAAUGCUCUUAACACUCAGUCAACUUGCAAAUGUCUGUCAGCUUCACAGUCCCACAGGUGCUGGGGCCCUUUAUACCCCAUCUCUGCAGGUUGUUUCAUAUCCAAAAGAGUCCACCUCUCUUUCCUUGUAUUUCAGCUGUAUCAAACACUUAAACAAAUAUUCUAUUGUUUUUUAAGCCGUAAACUCUCAUCCCUCUUCUUCCUCUGUAAUUUCUCCAUCGUAUAAACAUUCCUCUUUCUCGCUCUUAAAUACAUGGAACUAUCAACUUCUGUGCUGCUUACUCCUGCAAAAUAAACCACUGUAAUACUCCAACUUAUCCACAGAAUGUUUUCUCUUCUUCUGCACUUUCCUUUCCCCUUCAGGCACUUGUAUUUCUACUUCUCUGCCUUCUUCCUGCACAACAGGUGUUCCCAGUCCAAAAAGACACAACUUGCUCUUCUUCAGUGUCCUGUGACCUUCAGGUGCUCUGUGUUUUCCAUGUCCUCCAAAUAACUGUGCUAUGCCUCUAGCAUAUCUAAGACUACUGCGCAUUUACAUCCCCUCAGCUUUCUCCUCUGGUACAAAUCCACCCCAGCUCAGACCUUUAUUUUGUCUUUUGCUGACCUGCAGGUCCCUCUAAAUGCGUACUUUCUUCCCUUUUCUCUGCUUUUUCACAUUCUCAGUGAAGCACUCCCAUUUUCUGCACUCUCACUCCAGCACUGCUGGACUCGCCUCUUGUUUUCAGCCAGACCAAGCUCACUGUAUGCCUGUUGAGCUGAUAAUUUGUGGUCUUGUCAGCCUACAAAAAGUGUAGGGAUAUUCCUGGGAGGAUCACCUGAUUUCUCUCAAGUUGGCAAUUUUUGCACUGAUUCUCAGGACAAGGAGGGCUAAUCUACUUACCAACUCGUAUGACAUCUUCUUCAUGUUUGUAUAGGCUUUUAAAUCUGGAUUUACAGCUAUCCAGAAUGGUGCCAUUACUUUGAGUUCAUCAGUCAAAGCUCUUGUUUUCUUUUUUUUUUUUUCUCCUCAUUUUAACACUUCUACAGAAGCGAGAGAAUAUGAUGCAAGCUUCCCCCACGGAAUAUUUCACCACCUUCUGCAGCUAUAUUUCUUUAUGAUGAAGAUAACUUAGUGUUUCAAGUAGUUUAUGCCUCUGAUUAAUCUUUUUUAAUCACCCACUGUGAUACUGUGUGUGAUGCAUUGGGUCUCAUCAAUUUUAUGGUUAUUAGAAGGUACCAUGUGAUGUGAAGAAUCGUGUCUUACUCUUUGGAUAUUCAGGAAAGAUCAUGCUCACCGUAUGAAUCAUCAUACAUUUAUGAUAUACAGAGACUGUUUUAGGUGUUGCACCUGCUCUUUCUCCUUUACUUCUCUAUUUGCCGUUCUUGUUUUAAUAGUGACCAAAGUUACUUUUAGGAACUAAACCUAGCUUUUAGCUCUGCUUCUUGGGCAGUGUUUUUACAGAAUAUGAAAGUUCCUUCAUCAAGACAACUUAGAGAUUUCAUUCUUUAAUUAUCCCUUUUUCUUCAUUUAAAAUUACCCACAAACACAGAAAAUGGACUUUUUUCAUGUUUGCAGAUGCCCUAAUUUUUUCCAGUGGCAGCCUCCAAAGAGGAAUACAUGUUCCCAUACCUCUAAGUGCCUGUUGCAGGACUCUCCCUUCUGCUGGACUGCCACCCUUGCUGAAGGACACCCCCUGAAUUGUUUGCUUCUAUUCCCAGCAGAAAGACAUCAUCUUCAUUUUCAAACCAGGGUCAUCAGCUGAGCACUGGGAUAAAAUUUGAAAAACCAUGAAUAUCUGUGUGAUAAAGAAUAUAGAGUUUGUGUAUGUGAAGAAGAAUAAAAUCACUCUCUGCUGGGAACUGAAAAGUGUGUUUAUGUAAUUGAGGCAAGAGCAAUACAAUCAGCGUGUGUUUAGCAUCUCAAAGGGAAAAAUUAGGCAACAGUUUAUAGACUGCAGUAAACCACUCCAACUUCCCAAGGGCAGUGUAUCUACCUUAAUUUUUAAAAUAACUUAAGUUUUUCUUUUGUUAUGAUUAACUAGUUUUUAAAUUCAAAAGCUGCUCUUUGCAGUGUGAUUGGGUACAUGGUACCACAGGUCUUUGCCUAAACUAUAUGCUUAAAUUCUGGUAUCUGUGUUUGUGUCUUGUGAGGUGGAUA